Molecule: messenger RNA, 1251 nt
Organism: Jaculus jaculus (lesser Egyptian jerboa)
Lineage: Eukaryota; Metazoa; Chordata; Mammalia; Rodentia; Dipodidae
Gene: Aurkb
Product: aurora kinase B
Exons: 9
Coding region: 96-1130 (344 amino acids)
Biological process (GO): protein phosphorylation; mitotic spindle organization; regulation of cytokinesis
Cellular component (GO): chromosome passenger complex; spindle pole centrosome; spindle microtubule
Molecular function (GO): ATP binding; protein kinase activity
Source: RefSeq, a predicted model, not a curated record
GGGAGAUUUGAAAGUGCCCCUGGCGGCUGACUGGACGGCGGGCUGGAGAGCUGCGGUGCGGCGGGUCCGGCUCUCCUCCCGUUUUUUCCUUAAGAAUGGCUCAAAAGGAGAACACCUACCCCUGGCCCUAUGGCAGGCAGACGUCUCAAUCAGGCCUCAACACCCUGCCCCAGAGAGUCCUCCUCCGGAAGGAGCUUUCCACUCCAUCUGCUCUUGUCCUCAUGAAUCGCUCCAAUGGCCAGCCCUCAGCUGUACUUAGCCAGAAGGUGACUGAGAACAGCAAUGGGGGCCUUAAUGGCAUACGUCCUCUCACAAUUGACGACUUUGAGAUUGGGCGUCCACUGGGCAAAGGCAAAUUUGGAAAUGUAUACUUGGCUCGGGAGAAGAAAAGCCAUUUCAUCGUGGCACUCAAAGUCCUCUUCAAGUCUCAGAUUGAGAAGGAGGGAGUGGAGCACCAACUGCGCAGGGAAAUCGAAAUUCAGGCCCACCUGCAGCAUCCCAACAUCCUGCGUCUCUACAACUAUUUCUAUGACCGGCGCAGAAUCUACCUGAUUCUGGAGUAUGCACCACGAGGGGAGCUGUACAAGGAACUACAGAAGAGCCGAACUUUUGAUGAGCAGCGAACAGCCACGAUCAUGGAAGAAUUGUCAGAUGCUCUGAUGUACUGCCAUGAGAAGAAAGUGAUUCACAGGGACAUAAAACCAGAGAACCUGCUCUUAGGGCUGCAGGGAGAACUGAAGAUUGCUGACUUCGGCUGGUCUGUGCACGCCCCCUCCUUGAGGAGGAAGACCAUGUGUGGUACCCUGGACUAUCUGCCCCCAGAGAUGAUUGAGGGGCGCACACACAAUGAGAAGGUAGACCUGUGGUGCAUUGGGGUACUCUGCUAUGAGCUGAUGGUAGGAAACCCACCCUUCGAAAGCCCUACGCACAACGAGACAUAUCGUCGGAUUGUCAAGGUGGAUUUGAAGUUUCCCCCUUCUGUGCCUGCGGGAGCCCAGGACCUCAUCUCCAAGCUGCUCAAGCAUAACCCCUCCGAACGGCUGCCUUUAGCCCAGGUCUCAGCACACCCUUGGGUCCGGGUUCACUCACGGCGGAUACUGCCUCCCUCGGCCGCUCAAUCUGUCCCAUGAUUUACUCAGUUGUGUUUGUACAUCUGUGUAUGUGUUGGGAGAAGAGGAAAUGGUGGCCUGUUCCUUUAGUAGUUUUUGUUUUUUAAUCUCAUUUUAUUUAAUAAAGCCUGAAGUUUUUGUA